CGGAAAGCAACAUGGACAUCGCAGCGUGCAGGGACCUGCCAGUCAGCGUAUUCAUGGCAUACUCGAUGGGGCUUUCACCGCUACAUUCUUACUCAGCAGUAUUCACGACAGGUCCAUCAAACCAACUCACAUCCAAGCGCCAGGACUGCUGACUAAACGGGGAGAACUACAUAAUGCUCCGAGCGGAAGGCACAGAUUCACAAGCUAAGGUAGUAAGGAGAGCUGCUACAACAGCGGAAGGCAGAGGUUUCGAUUUGGAAGCUUCCUAGGCCUGGUCGUCACUAGUGAUCCCUCUAUUUGGGAAUUCGAGUUAAAGCAUAGCUCCUGGAUAGCUGCUGGGCAAAGAACUGGCCAAAGAGUCGUAAACGACCUGUAGCGCUUUUAAUUAUCCAUUACAAAUUCUACACAGCAGUGUGUAGAUUGUGUGUGCUGGUGCACUGCAAUCGUGUGCUAUCAGCCUGCCUCUUCCGUUUUGUCAUCCACCGCGACCGGCACUUUGAAAGGAAAACCGGCGAGAUUGUGGUGAGUGCGACAAAAGCCUUCUGGUCAUCAGCAGCUUGUUCGACAUUUAAUUCUUGGUGAACUGACAGGCUUUUCGUUAUCCUCCUGGUGCUGGUGUUGGUGUUUUGGUUCUGAUUCCGUGUCGGUGUGCGUUGCACAACGGGAUUUUCGUGUUGAUAGUGUGAACGGAGAGCCCUGCUGUCAAUUGACGGUGCAGUGUGCGCUCAAAGUACCGUCACAGCUGAGCAUUAGUGCCAUCUCCCACUGCACAACACAGCUCAAGGGCAGGUAAAUUUACAGCAUCUGAAUGGACUAAGUGCAACUUGCGCCGCACAAGUGCUUCGCCUUGCCAUCGACUCUGCCAAAACCGAGAGCUGAAGAACGCUCCAGAAUCCUUUACCAACCCCGUCGGCAAGAAAGGCCAACCUAACGAGUGCAUUCUUACAAGCCUGUUGAGCACGGCAACAUACGGCACGAACAUAGGCAAGUGUGCAGCUGCUCACACCAACGGCGUGGGGUGCGAGGCAUACUAAUAGGCUCCGCGAGACACUGUGACCAACUGUUCCUGAGAGGAUCUGCAGAAGUGGAGGGAGAGGCUGGCACUCUACCAGCGCCAUAACAGUCGUUCUCUCCCAGCGUGAUAAACGUCCCAGCGUGUACCGUACACCGUACACAACACCUCUGGGAAAACGCGCUCUAACUGAAGACGCAGUCCUAUCCGCUGCUGCUCGACCGACAAGUCUAUCGGCACGCAGUAUCUACGCGGCCGACACUGCAUAGGAAGGCAGAGCGGGAAAGAAAGGAAGAGCUCCACGACUGAGUCAAGCUCGUAUCGGGAUCUCCGGGACAACUGGCGGAUAUCUUUCACAGGACGUGUCGACCUAGUUAUUGCAAAAGGCACGGUAGUAGGCGCAGCGGAUAUCAGAAGACCAGGGGGAAGACUCAGAGACAGUGCUAUACCUCUGUCUUCUCCAGCAACUGCAUCCUGACGGAAUAUUACUGUGUGAUGAUCUAAAUAUGAGCUUGUCUGCAGCAGUGAGUAGCAUGGCGUUGGCUGACGGCAGACCUCCUCACCUUACGAAUGGAAUGGCUACGACAGAGUCGACAACCUACGCGUCCAUAGCGUCUAUGAACGCGUCGCCUGCGGAGUUUAUACCGUCCAGGGCCACCCGUCCGUCCAACAACCCCAUCCUGCGCGACGCAAACAUCGAUGGCCGGAGUAUCGUCCAACAGAAGGGGUUGUACUGCAGGCCGAGCCGACACAGUCCACGACAUCACCACCAGCAUCAUCCGCAUGCAGCGGAGUCAGGAAAUGGAGGACUCGUGGGCGACCAGGUACGAACAAAUCUGGAUCGCAGAGAGAGCACAGCCGAGUACAUUGCACUGGAGUUCGCCCAUAACCAGCCUAGAAAUGCUUCGCAGCAUCCUCAGCAUGUUCACAGUAACAGUACUACGGGACUACCUGCAAUGGACACCAGUGGCUGGUCCUGUCCUGGUAGCAAUAUGCAGGAGGCUCGUGGCCUGCAGCCCAGUGCACAGUAUAUGAACCUGGUGCAGCUGAACGACAGCAAGCAGGCCCAUGCAUGGUUUGGUGGCUCUGCUCAUGCGGCCGAGCUCGCCGUGAAGAACGGACGCCAGCCGUUGAACAACGGCCAUGGAGUCCAUCCUGUGUCAUCAUCAGCAGUGCCAUCAGCAACACAUAGUACCCAGCAUAACACAUGUGGAUUGUCCAAUGCGGGAAGUGCAGCCUUGUCCACUUCUGGGAAGACGGCAUCAAAAUCCGGUGCAGGUCUGCCUCAGAAUAAUUGUAUAUACGUAAACUCAUCUGUCGUAACGAGCAAUGGCGGCGAGCAGCCAGCAGCGUCUAAGGAUGUGACCCUGUUCGACAAAGAGCCCGUCUACAUCAAUGCUAUUCAAACGCCGAGUGGCGAGAGCCUCCGUCCUCCUAACAUCCAUACACGAUUCAGUAGCACGUCGUCGGCAAGUCCGGCAAUUUCACCAUUGACGUCCCCCGGUGGUCAAAGCACUGGUGCCUCGCCUGCUAGAACUGGCCUUGUCAAUGUGUCCGCAACUGCACUAUCCCCGUCAUCAGCCAGCUCUGCUUUCGACAUGAGUCAGCAUAAAGACUACAUGGAGAGAACGUAUGAGAACGCGAGUGCACAGGCAUCACGGCCAUCAGGCCCUAUGCUAGGAGUGUCUCAUAUGCGCUCACCGUCCGAGCCUUGCCACAUCACUACUGGUGCCAGCGGCCAGGAAGCGAUUAGGACGAGGUCCACCCAUAGCAACACCAUGACAACGCCAGGUCAGCCAAUCUACAUGAAUGAUGCAUCAGGCGGGCAUCAUUUAAGUCGUCGGUCGCGUAGCUCUUCAUCCCUCCACGCCGAGCACACUCAAGCCGACUUUCACAGCCAGCAGCUGCCAAAAACCGCCGCGACAUCAUGCAGUAGUCCGUCUUCACCAUCCAAGUCACCUAUAGCUAGCCCUUGCAGAGAGGAGGUGGAACCAGUAAUGUCACCCACCUUCCAAGCAUCCAAUGCGGACACACUGUUCGGGAAGUUCCAGCUGACGUUCUUGGGAGCGGAGGCUGUCGACCGUGGCUAUGGUGUGAUACCGCAGGUAGUGCGAUCCGUCGCUCAGCGCAGCACUCCGGCAGUCACGCGCAAUGUCAUCAUGGCCGUUUCAGCUACAUCUGUCACAAUUUCCUUGGAUGAUGGUACGGAAAAGCUGCGGCACGAAGUGGACAGCAUCGAGAGUAUCUCAGCGUGGCAAGACAGCAGCACGCCUGUCCCUGCCGACCUUGCAAAGUUUGUUGCGUACGUUGUGGUGCAGGAGGGGGUAUCAGCGGCGUGUUUCGUCUUUGAGGUUUCUGACGCUGCUUCUCGUCGAACCGUGUGCAAGACCAUCGAGUCGGCAUUGUAUGCAGACGUGAAAAACUUCAAGUCGAUGACCUACCCACGGUAUGAGAUUCAGGCCAAGGUCAAGUCAGCUAGCCAGUUCUCGGUCAAGUACGUAGGCAGUGUACUGGUACAGACUACGUUCAGCGUGAUUGAUGAAGCAGCUAAGCGCCUUCUCUCCAGCACCAACCCUGCCAAGAUUAACUUCGCAUUCAUGGAUGUGGGAGAAGACAGGAUUCGGCUUACAGGCAUAACCAACUCGGUCAUCUUUGCGGCUCACCCAACAUCUUCCAUUGCCUCGUUGAAUGUCUUCAGCGAGGAUGGUCGUGUAUUUGGUUAUGUUGUGAAACAGAAAGGCUCCGGCACUAAGUGUCACGUCUUCCGAUGUAGCCGUCCAUCGCUGGCCUUUGCCAUUGUGGAUAUUAUCAAAGAUGUCAUUCAGGACAACUACAAGACAAAUGACAUCGAUGAGCCAGUAUCAAAGUCGGACGUGCCCAAAAGCAACGGAUUACGUGGCUUUCUGGCCCGGCGUCGAGAGAAGCGAUCCCAUGGCAACGGCACUGCAAGCAUCGGCCACCUAGCGGUGUCAUCGCCGAGCAAGACGGCCAGUUCAGCAGAGCCUGCUGCUGCAAAUGCUGACAGUCGUAAUCGCUCCGUCAGCGACAUAACUGCACCAGCAAGCUCUGCUUUUGAUGGCAGCAUGCCCAGCAGUGGUGUUCUGCAGCACAGGGUGGACUACUUGGGAUCAAUGGUCAUGCACCAGGAUGAGAUUAGUAACACCGAAAGCCGACAGGUCGUUGAAAAGAUGAAUAGUGCACGCAACCAUUCCUACAUUCUGCAAAUGAGCAUAUCAGACAGAGGCAUAUAUCUUUGUGACGACCACCACAAGACUAAAGAUAUCGCCACCAAGUCCAUCCAGUCAGUGCGCCUGCAUCCGGAGAAUUCACACUACGCUCUACUCAUUGCCAGGCCGGACCCGAACAGUACGGAACGCCAUUGCCAUGUUCUGCAUCAGAUCUCGCGCACUGCCGAUGACAUCGUGCGCGACGUCACCCGACUUCUGGUGUGCAAGUCUGUACGAUAAGUGUGCUGGAUGUCUACAGCUGCUGUGCAUGUGACUAGAAUGUGCAAGAACAGUCACAUGACUUACAGCAUGUGACCUGAAUGUGCAAGAACAGUCACAUGACUUACAGCAUGUGACUUGAAUGUGCAAGAACAGUCAGAUGACUUACAGCAUGUGACUUGAAUGUGCAAGAACAGUCACAUGACUUACAGCAUGUGACUUGAAUGUGCAAGAACAGUCACAUGACUUACAGCAUGUGACUUGAAUGUGCAAGAACAGUCAGAUGACUUACAGCCCCUGUGCCUCUUUAAUGCCUUACGUCAUCAACACGUGAACAGCUCACAUCUUGUGCGAGGUGGAGUGAAACAAAGACUUAAUUCAGGCCAUUCACAAUACCCAUGGUGAUCUCCUUGGGUAUAUUCACCAGGUGCUGAAAAUACCUACCGUUGUUUCGCACUUCUGAAGAAGUGAAGCUGAUCUGAUAGCCAUCAAGUUAUUGGCAUGGAUUUUUUUCCUCUCAACUUCCAUAAUUUGACCAUGAAUUGAAGUGCGAGACAUUUUUUUCUUCAACUAUUUCUUUAACCCAUUGUCUGUAUCAUAUAAAUUAGCAAAUGCUUGAUUUAAAAGUUUUGGAAUCCAUAACAGAGAUUUCCUAAUUCUUCUUCUUUCUUUCUUGAAGAGAAUGCACGAACGCUUGUUCGUGAAAAACAUUUCUUGAGCUGUGAUUAUGGUGGUGAAGAGGAUACAAUUUGUAUUUUUUUCUUGCCGUAUUAUUCUUUCACUUAUUUUUUUAGAAAUUGGGCUAAAUGCUUCAGGUCGGCUA
This is a messenger RNA of Sycon ciliatum, 5281 nucleotides long. RefSeq lists its product as uncharacterized. Lineage: Eukaryota; Metazoa; Porifera; Calcarea; Leucosolenida; Sycettidae. The record is from RefSeq and is a predicted model, not a curated record. The transcript has 6 exons. Bases 1519 to 4479 code for a protein of 986 amino acids.